This is a messenger RNA of Podarcis raffonei (Aeolian wall lizard), 1359 nucleotides long. It is a transcript of the gene DHRS1, whose product is annotated as dehydrogenase/reductase 1. Lineage: Eukaryota; Metazoa; Chordata; Lepidosauria; Squamata; Lacertidae. Bases 259 to 1248 code for a protein of 329 amino acids. The record is from RefSeq and is a predicted model, not a curated record. The transcript has a single exon.
AAAGUGGAAGGAGCGCCGCGUUGGGGAGGCGAAAUGCAGCUUCGCGUACGGCGCGCGCGCGCGCCUUCAGCGCCUUCCCCGCCGCCCGAUCCCGCCCUGCCUGUUCGCGGGAGGAGCCGCGUGGAGGAGGAGGGCCUUUAAGCCGAGCUCCCCAACCGUCCAGACCGGCACUGCAGCUUUGACAGCCGCUGCCGCCGCUCCAGCCCGACUGCGGCCUGCACGCUUCUCAUCCGCCUGGCAACGCUUCGCCUCGCCGCCAUGGCCAAGCCUCUGUCGGGGCAGGUGUGCGUGGUGACGGGCGCCUCUCGAGGCAUCGGCAAGGGUAUCGCGCUGCAGCUGUCCGGGGCGGGCGCCACCGUGUAUAUCACGGCUCGGCACCGCGAGGCGCUGGAGGAGGCGGCGACGGAGGUGCGGGCCCGCGGCGGGAAGUGCGUGCCGGUGGUGUGCGACUCGUCCCGGGAGGAAGACGUGGUGGCGCUGUUCGAGCGCGUCCGGCAGGAGCAGGCGGGCCGCCUGGACGUGCUGGUCAACAACGCCUUCUCCGGGGUGGGCUCCAUCGUGGAGGGGUUCGGGCUGCCCUUCUGGGAGAGCUCGACGGCCCUGUGGGACCAGAUCAACAACGCGGGCCUGCGGGGCCACUACAUCUGCACCGUCUACGCCGCCCGGCUGAUGGUGCCCGCCGGCAGGGGGCUGAUCGUCACCAUCUCGUCGCCCGGAGGGCUGCGCUACAUGUUCGACGUGCCCUACGGGAUCGGCAAGGCCGCCUGCGACCGCCUGGCCGCCGACUGCGCCGUCGAGCUGCGCCCCUUCGGCGUGGCCUCGGUGGCGCUGUGGCCGGGCUUCGUGCGCACCGAGAGCCUGGCGAAGGAAGUGGAGCACAGGACGGGGCCCAUGAUGGCGAAGCUGAAGGAGAAGAUGGCCUCCAUGGGAGAGACCCCCGAAGUGAGCGGGAAGUGCGUGGUGAGCCUGGCGUCCGACCCGCGCGUCAUGCGCCACAGCGGGAAGGUGCUCCUCAACCCGGACCUCGCCCGCCUUUACGGCUUCAAGGAUGUGGACGGCAGGGAAGUCUUCAACUACCUCUCGGUGCGGGACAUCCUCUCGGAGCUGAUGCCCAAACUGGCCGGUUUAUUCCGCCUCAUACCUCGGUUCAUCACCAUCCCCAAGUGGGCUCUCGCUCUCUAUUCUAGCAAGUUUUCCGUUUACCCACCCAUCCAGCCGCCUCAAUUUAAAUCAAAAAAACAAGCCUAAGAGGUAUAUUGCGCAGCUAUGCCUUUAACCUUCUCCGGUUGCUGAAAACUUCAAUUUGACACUUAUUUGGCUGGUGCGUUAACUAUUUUAUUAUUACAGUUGUUUGCAAUA